CGUGACGCACGCGAGCGACAGUCACGCGUUUAUCACCCGUCCCGGGACGCGCGUGCGACUAGCCUUGGAGUCUAAAUGGUUCGCAGCCAUAAUAUGUAACAGCCCGUAACUCGUUCAUCUCAUCGAACUUUAUAUCCGUAUCCAUGUUAUCCACGCAAGAUGCAAGCCGUUCGAGCUGAUGUGCGAUUAUGGCAUUGAAGGUAGAACUGGUACCCUCGAAUGUUCGCCAACGGACCGACCUGCUACAACACUUGAGAGCCGAACAUUUCUCCAACAUCCUACGUGUGCCCAGGCGCGAUUGGGAUCUAUAUAUGCGCACAUGUGAGGGCAAAAGUGGUGCUACUGAUAGCAUGGCAGUGCCUUCGCGAUUUACGUCGUCUUCUGUCGGUGAUGCACAGUCGCAGACCCAGAUGGGAGAACGUGUUGAAUGCGCUGCGUCCUCUAGCUUGAGGUCAUCACCAGUACGCGAACCUGUGCUGACCGACAACUCUCCUUCGCGCGUGUGCUCCACAUCUCGCAACGCAUCCUCCAGCCCCUUCCGGCCCUCCACGCGGCCCUCACAUAUCUACGGCUUGAUGUCCCCCCACUCAGAUGGACGCGAGAAUGUGAUACAAUGCUUAACCUCUUCUCAGGAAUCACCUUCGACAAUCGUGUGAUCAUUCAGGCGGCUUUCGUUAUUGUCAGAUUCACAGGGUGUGUCCUUCACUCCUUGCCUUACGCUGCCACCGUGGGAUUCAUUGUAUCUUGAGACGUAUCACCUCCACAAGCCCAAGGCCAAACGCGCACAGUGGUAUUUUCUUGGCGGUUUCAUUAGUAAGCGUGCAGAAUGCCAGGUAGCACAUGGUUUCCUGCUGCUUUCCAAGAGAACCCGUGCGUGUAAAACAUGGCAUAAAGAAGCGAC
Messenger RNA from Laetiporus sulphureus 93-53, 901 nucleotides. RefSeq lists its product as uncharacterized. The coding region runs from base 189 to 656 and encodes 155 amino acids. The transcript is spliced from 2 exons. NCBI's taxonomy places the organism in Eukaryota, Fungi, Basidiomycota, Agaricomycetes, Polyporales, Laetiporaceae. The record is from RefSeq and is a predicted model, not a curated record.